CCGGGCUCUGCUGAUACAUAGACCGAGCACCGCCCACCCCGGCUUUCAGUCCUGUUUGUGAGGCAGGAAAACUUCCUGAAUGACAGAAAGCACAACAAGACAGGGUCCGCAUCUCUUCCCGUUCUGUUGGUCUCGAUGAGUGAUUGAAGGCGCUGAAACUGGCAUUAGUGGACAAGCACACAAACAAAGGGUCAUUGAUCGGUCAAGGAUGACCAUGGAAGACAUGAAGAAUGAAGCCGACGCUGCCUCAACAGUUUCGAUGGCUCUCUACAGUGUCAUGUAUCCCGUCUUUGACCAGCUGGAGAGCAUCAACUCAACGGCGGCACAGACCUUGAGAGAAGCUUUUAUAAAGGCUGAGAGGGAGAACCCAGGACUGACCCAGGACAUCGUCAUUAAGAUACUGGAGAAGAAAAAAUUAAGGAUCAACUACAAUGAGUGUUUGCUUCGGAUGGCUGGAGAUGACGUGGAAGACUUCAUGAUUGACAGGCAAGAGCCCGAGUUCCAGGAGCUAAACGAAAGGGCCCGAGCUCUGAAACACAUCCUCAGCACCAUACCAGACGAGAUCAAUGACAGAGUGGGUUUCCUGCAGACCAUCAAAGACAUCGCCAGUGCCAUCAAGGAGCUGCUCGACACAGUAAACACCGUCUUCAGGAAAUACCAGUAUCGAAACAGACGGGCUCUGGAACGGCAGAAGAAAGAGUUUGUGAAAUACUCCAAGAGCUUCAGUGACACGCUCAAAACGUACUUCAAAGAUGGAAAAGCGAUAAACGUGUUUGUCAGCGCCAACCGGCUCACUCACCAAACCAACAUGAUCCUGCAGGCCUUCAAGACGGUGGUGUAGCAGCUGGAGAGGACGUUUUGAUUAGAGAAGCGGUGAUGUGAGGCUUUGUAAUUUGUAAAGACAUUUUAUUAUUUUGGCUGUAUAAUUUAUAAUUCUGUGGCUUUGAGGGGAGAUCAGCUAGUCUGAGGUUCAAAGCAAAUCAGGUUGACAGUAAUUGCUGGGGAUUUUUACCUCUCUUUUAUGUGGUUCUUUUAUCAGAUUCUUAAGUCGAUAUUCCUUCCUUCUUUUAUAUAUUUCCCUCUUUUUUCAGCACUGUGCAGCUCUGAAAAACUGAGAAAAAUGUGAUUAUUUCCCAUGUCCUUAAAAGUUUGCAGAUUGCACAGAUCUGGAGGAAAUGUAGUGAAAAGAAUUUUUAUUAAGUUUUAAAAUGCAUUCCUUUUUUAUUCUUUUUUUUUUGUAAAAUAUCAUCUAGACCUGUAAGGUAUCAGACAUUUGGGGUUAAUAUCCUCACUCUAUCAGAAUCCAUCAUAUUCAUUGUGGAUCAGAUAAGUUUCAACCUCAUGUAGAAACCAAGGUGUGCAGUAACGCUGAUGCAUUAGAAGUAGAGGCUGUGUUCACUGUCUGCUUUCUUUAUCCUGUCUGCUUCACCACAUGCAUCAUAAACACGACACUAAAGUGAGCAGUAA
Cheilinus undulatus (humphead wrasse) is the source of this 1467-nucleotide messenger RNA. It is a transcript of the gene pdcd10a, whose product is annotated as programmed cell death 10a. Bases 209 to 841 code for a protein of 210 amino acids. The record is from RefSeq and is a predicted model, not a curated record. The transcript has 8 exons. NCBI's taxonomy places the organism in Eukaryota, Metazoa, Chordata, Actinopteri, Labriformes, Labridae. Gene Ontology annotation, cellular component: Golgi apparatus; FAR/SIP/STRIPAK complex. Gene Ontology annotation, biological process: regulation of Golgi organization; positive regulation of MAP kinase activity. Gene Ontology annotation, molecular function: protein kinase binding.